CACCACCAACAGAAAAACCUCACUGUGCCCAAAUCCUUAGCCGCAGAUACUCCACUGACAGGCAUUACACCAUCGCCCCUGCUACGAAGAUCUGCCGCUGCGUUAGAUUCAGGUUUCAUAUUUAUAGCUACCCUCUGGAUCACACCAACGUUUUAUCAGAACGCGAGGUAUUCCACGUUAAAUAUAUAUAUAUAUAUUUUCAUAUUCGAUUUUACGCACUUGUCCCCUUUUGCCAUUUUCCCACUGUGGAGUCGGAAGAUUUAAAAUGAUCCUUGCAAUGUGUAGAUAUCCCCCGCAGGUACGGACGGAACUGAAGUACCUCUGAUCUUUGGAGGAGCACCUUUGGGAGGAAAGAGGGUGCGCGCAAUGGAUUUUUAAACAAGGGGAAAUCUACUAAGCAAUGGUUGCAAGUUGAAUAUUUCCGCGCCUGGCAAGACACCGCUGUCUAAACGGACCGUGAGAGCGGAGCUAGGAGAUUUGGAGGCGGACAAGAAACAAUACGUUACCUUUUCCCUUUGGAUCAUUUUCUUACAACAAGGAAGCACCUAAUGUUGCAUGCAGUGACAUUUUUGCACUCCAGUUAUUUAUCAUUACACUGGGAUUCAAAGGCACCUCCGGGAUUGUGUGCGUAAGGACGCUGGCGGGUCUAUCCUCAACUUCUCUCGGGGCUUUAAAACUGUGGAAACAGGUGUAUUUCAGCAAGUCAAGAUGUCUGUUGUGCCUUCGAGGUUCAUAUACCUGUGUUUACAUUUUCUGGUCCUCUAUUUCCAGCUCCAGGAAUCUCAACAGAGCUCAGCCGAUUUCAGGAUCUAUAUUGAGAACCACACGCGGAACCCAGACGACCUGAGCCGGAAGCAGAUCCGUAUCUACCAGCUGUACAGCCACACCACGGGCAAGCACGUCCAGAUCCUGGGCAAGAAGGUCAACGCCAACGGAGACGAUGGGGGCAAGUACGCUCUUCUUGUUGUCGAGACGGAAACCUUUGGGAGCCACAUUCGAAUAAAAGGGAAGGAGAGUGAGUAUUACAUCUGUAUGAACAAGAAUGGCAAAAUAGUUGGAAAGCUCAAUGGAAGGAAUCAGGAGUGCGUCUUCGUGGAAGAAUUCUUGGAGAACAAUUACACAGCUCUCGUGUCGGCCAAGUACAAAGGGUGGUACCUAGGCUUCAACAGGAAGGGGAGGCCCAAAAAAGGAUCGCGGACCACACAAACACAACAGGAAGUGCAUUUCAUGAAACGCCACCCGAAGGGCAAGGUGGACCCACUGGAAGAGUUCCGUUUCACGACAGUAACUAAGCGGACACGAAGGGCGCGUCGCUUAAAACAGAACCCCGAAACUAACUGAUGGUCCGAUGGGACAUCAGACACACUGUUUUCCCAAGGAAAUCACGAGAUUCUUGCCUUAAAACACCUUGAAGACUUUUGUAAAAAAAAAAAGAACAAACAUUUCAAA
Molecule: messenger RNA, 1449 nt
Organism: Oncorhynchus tshawytscha (Chinook salmon)
Lineage: Eukaryota; Metazoa; Chordata; Actinopteri; Salmoniformes; Salmonidae
Product: fibroblast growth factor 18
Exons: 5
Coding region: 709-1341 (210 amino acids)
Biological process (GO): positive regulation of gene expression; fibroblast growth factor receptor signaling pathway; regulation of cell migration
Cellular component (GO): cytoplasm
Molecular function (GO): growth factor activity; type 1 fibroblast growth factor receptor binding; type 2 fibroblast growth factor receptor binding
Source: RefSeq, a predicted model, not a curated record